Molecule: messenger RNA, 7045 nt
Organism: Gambusia affinis (western mosquitofish)
Lineage: Eukaryota; Metazoa; Chordata; Actinopteri; Cyprinodontiformes; Poeciliidae
Gene: onecutl
Product: one cut domain, family member, like
Exons: 3
Coding region: 695-2047 (450 amino acids)
Biological process (GO): regulation of transcription by RNA polymerase II
Cellular component (GO): nucleus
Molecular function (GO): DNA-binding transcription factor activity, RNA polymerase II-specific; RNA polymerase II cis-regulatory region sequence-specific DNA binding
Source: RefSeq, a predicted model, not a curated record
GGCAAGAGGAGGAGGAGGAAAAUCUCACGAGAUAAUGAAAGAAAAAGAGAAGUGCUGGUAACAGAGCGAAAACACGGAGCGUGGACCCGGAGAUUGUCUUAGGAGUAAAAAAGAAAAACAACAAACAAACAAAAAAAGAAAAGAAGCGGAGAGCCAGAAAUUCAUCUGAAAUCGCAGAUGUUGUUUCCUUUAUUUUCUCUCUUUUCAUUGCCGUGCGUGGUUUUUGGUGGAUGUAGCACCCAGGGGCGCAGCGGACCAAUUGUGUGAAUCUGUAGGUCUGCUCGGCGACACAGUCGGAGAGAUGCACAGGGCGGACAGCAGCCGUGGAUGCGCUCCGAGAAGCGGAUAAAUAAAGGCACAAAAGCGAUCGAGGCUCCAGCCGGAGUCCCCAGCUGAGCACCAAAGACACAAACAGAUGCACAAGUGAGAAUAAAAUAACCCGAGGCUCUCCAUCCUGUUCCAAGCUCAUUUUCUGGGACUUUGAGGGAGUUUGAAGACACUACUUAAUGUUAUCAGAUAAUUAAUUAGAGACCCCGUAAGCCCGGAAAUCAAUUAAUUCACAAAUCAAUAAAUCCAUAGUCUGGUGUAACAAGAGACCUUCCAGACUGUUGGCCUGGCUGUUGAACAACAAUAACAAAGCUAGAGCAACAGCACGCAGAGGCUAGAAACACACAUUUAUUUGCUGAAACUGAAGAUGGAUGGGGGUCUAGGGGAGAUGUCCCUGCACAGCCACUCUGAUCUGGCUCACAGCCAGGAUGGCAGGGCCAUGCUGCACACACGGGACCUCUCUGCUGCCUUCCCCAGGCCUUCCCUUGGGAGCUCCUCCAUGUCCCUGGAACCCGAGCCCCGUCCAUCAGGAUACGACCACUCCAUGUCCGCCCUGGGCUACAGCGGCGACUCCCCAUCCAGCUCAGGCAGCACCUACACUACCCUAACCCCCCUGCAGCCCUUUGAUGACAAGUUCCAUCACCACCAUCACCACCAUCACCCUUGCCUCCCUGUCAGCAACGUUAUCGGCAGCUUCACCCUGAUGCGCGAGGAUCGAGGUCUCAGCACCAACUUCUACAACCCGUACGGAAAGGAGCUGGCUAUGACCCAAAGCCUGACGCCCCCCACCACGGGGUCAGGUCUGGGCUCUUCCAUGCAUGGCUAUGGCAGUUUGGGCAACAGUCCCAAUGGCAACGGUGGACAGAUGCUUCACAGUGGCUAUGAUGUCCAUGGAGGGAGUCUCUUCUGUCGGGCGUCAGAUUUUGGCAGAGAGAUGUCACCACCAGGCCUGGGCGGUGGCGAAGUCUCAGUUGGGCAUCAGCUGAACAAGAUAGAGGCUCACCAGCACACCCCUAACCACCACCCUCACAUCUACAGCCAGCAUUACCAACCUCACCAUCACCCAAGCCAGCAAUCAGCCAAGAUGGGCGAACACCUACAUUCCUCAUCGCCCGCCUCAUCCUCACCUGGCGAGGGGAUGCUGCCAGGCUCGCAGGGUGGUGGAGGUGGAGAGGAGAUCAACACCCGGGAUGUGGCCCAAAGGAUCAUCACCGAGCUGAAGCGCUACAGCAUCCCCCAAGCCAUCUUUGCUGAGAGGGUCCUGUGUAGGUCACAGGGCACACUGUCUGACCUCCUGAGGAACCCCAAGCCCUGGGGCAAACUCAAGUCUGGCCGCGAGACCUUCAAGAGGAUGUCUCGCUGGCUGCAGGAGCCCGAGUUUCAAAGAAUGGCCUCACUCCGGCUGGAGGCCUGCAAGCGCAAGGAGCAGGAGCAGAGCAAGCUGGAGCGUAACCAGGGCCCGAAGCGCACCCGGCUGGUGUUCACCGACCUGCAGCGGCGCACGCUCAUGGCCAUCUUCAGGGAGAAUCACCGCCCGACCAAAGAACUGCAGGUCACCAUCUCCCAGCAGCUGGGCCUGGAGCUCUCCACCGUCAGCAACUUCUUCAUGAACGCCCGCAGACGCAACCUCAACAAGUGGGCCGACGAGGGCCGCCCUUCUUCCACCGGUUCCUCGGGCUCCAGCGUUUCUUCCUCCGCGGUGUCCUGCAGCACCGCGUGAUGAUGGGCUGUCCCGCAGGUGUGUUGGGGAAGUCUCAGAGGGAGCAAGGGGGGCACAUAGACUGAUCUGGGUGGAGAUCAGGCGUUACAAAUGUCCUCCUCUUUAUCAGAAGGAGUGACGGAGCUGUUGCAGAUAAUUUUAUGAAGCAUUUUCCCAAACCAAAGUCAAUUGCCUCUUUGAAAUAGAAGGAGGCAAUGCCUAGAAUGAUAAAAUUGCAGGAUGUGAGAUCCUGCUUGUAUAGUCAAGGGUGCGAAGAAGAUUAACACCCUCACAUAGACACCAUCUCAUUGCAUUAUUUUGAUUAUGUAGAUUAGAGAUAAUGAGGGUAUUGCAAAUCAGGAGGAAGCAUACUUUCAUCUACCUUCAAAUCUAUUCCCAUCUCUCCAAACGUGAAGAAUCAAGAGGUGCCGUUUACUCACACCUGGAGAGCUCCAUUGUGUAACUUUUUAAUCAAAAGUGUUCACCGUCAUCCAAAGAUGUUAAUCCUCUCCCCGUGCUUCUAUUUUUCCUCAAGAAUCAAGGUGAAAGAGGAAGAAGAGGCAGUUUUUUUAAUUCCUUUAUUUUUUUGUGAUGAAGUCAAUUCCCUUUUCUUAGCAUGUGUUUCCAUGGUGAUGGUUCCCAGGACUGUUUUGGUGCUGUUUCAAAUUUGGAGCCUGGAAUAAUCAGGACGGGGUUCUGUUAGCAUCUGUAAAUCCCAGCCGUCAAUCAUAAAUCACCAACGAGAGCAUCCGCAGCAUUUUGUUGGGACGGUCUCGCCUUGAAUUAAUCAGAGGUUUCAGGGGGGAUCACCGAUGUUAUGCCAGUACAGAAUCAAUAAACGCUAGUAGGACGCGGAAACAGACUUGUUGAUGCAACCGUUUUAGCUUUAAGACUGUCGCUGAGCUUCCAAAAAAGAGCUCCUCAGCCAUUUUCUGACUCAAAAUCAAGCCACAAAAAAGAGAAAAAAAAAGAAAGAAAUUUGAACACAAAAGGUUUCAUAGAAAAGAGGUACACCUGACACAGUGUAUAGUAAGAUUUUAGUAUUUUUUUCAGCUCAUUUACAAAUAACUGUACUCACCUCUGCUCCAUUCUGAAGUGUUUUUUUAACAGAUGUCUAGAAAAUGGAGGAAUGUGAUUCUUUCUGCCCUUUUUGUACAGAUUUCAAGCACAUCGCCCUAUUUAUAGGAAACAUGUUGGAAGAGUGGGGCGGUUUGUUUCAGCCCUGCUGAAGGUCAUUGUUAAUUUUUGUUUUGGUCUGCAUAGGAAAGGCUCUAACACGCCUUCUUCUAGCCAAUAGUGAAAUCAAACCAAGAACAUUUCAAAUGCAAUUGCUGAUCUGAUUUAUGAUAUUUAUUACUGCGUUCGUGUAUUUAUUGUUUUCCUUUUGUGUUCCUCUCUGUAUUUAUUUGGUAAUUAAUUUAUGCUAUCUAUAUACUGUAAGUAUUUAUUUAACAAUGCUCCGUAUGUCUGUGUGAAACUGAAAACUUUUUUCUGAUGGGCACUUUUAGCUGUAGAAACCCAUCGUAAUACCAAAGAUUAACAUUGCCUCCCUGAAUGUACGACCUGAAUCCCUGAACCCAGUUCCUCAUCCCAACCCAAUCCCGACCCGAUCCACCAUGUGAUGUUCUAGCUCUCUAUCCUAAAAGGCCUGGCCUUUUUUCCCGUUAUUUUGCUUUGUUUUGGUUGUCUUUAUUUAUUUAUUUUUUUGUAGGAAAAUGGGGAAUUCUUUACUCUUGCAAAUGUCUCUGCUGUCCUCUCUUAAUGCCAAGGCCAAAGCUUGUUUGAAUGUUGUGAUUAUAUUUAGAAAUAAUUACGCUAUAGAUGACGGUAACGGUGAUGUGGCAUCCCAUGGGUUCACGAGUUGCUUGUUAUAGUUACAUUCAGACUGAUGCCAUGUGGAGGAGUGGGAUGAAGCGUCUGGGGACCCACUUAAAGCGUUGUCUGAGGCGAAAGUGGGAGUCCACCGUGGUCACAUGCAAACCGGCCGGCUGCUGCUGGGCUCAACAUGCAUGGCUGUGACCGUCGUGUCUCCUUCACCUAAACUCCUCCAUGGCGCAGCGCAGGAACUCCUGUCUGUGUGUAAUGCCGCCGUCCCACACAUAGCAAGACUUUCUGACAGUUAUCUCAGUUCCAACUAAGCAUGGGCUGGUAUGAGAAUAUCACAGUAUAAUAACAUUAUUUGUAACAAAUAUGUAAAACAUGAUUGCAUUGCUGUUAUUUAAAACUGAGAAAUAAUUAUUCCUUAUGCCCGUUAAUUAUUGAAGUCAAUGCAAUACAAUUCAUGACAGCUAGUUCAGUAGUUUUGAUUUUGAUCUAAUGUUGUAGGGACCACAAUUUCAGUAUAGUUACACAUUUACAAGUGCAGUUCAAGCCAGCUGAUGUCAGUUCAUAGCAACAGGUGGGGGAGGGUCAUUUCUGUUACUCUAUUGAUUAAAACCCAGUCAAAUCUGUAUGUUCUCAGGAAAAUCUAUAGGAUUUUGAAUUAUAGAAAUUGUAUGAUUGACAAUUUUCAGUAUUGAAAGCAUAAUCUAAGUAUACUCUGAUAUCACAAACCAGCCGAUUAUUAGUUCCAACAGGUUUUUUUUAAGUUUACUCCUGUUUUUUUAUGGGUUCUUGUUGAUAUUAAGAUAUAUUCCGUAUUUUCCUCAACUCUGUUGUAGCAGUAUUUCAGAAAGUAAGUGCAGAAGGUCUUAAACACCAUCCUUUGCUCCUUAGGGUCUGAGAACGUCCUCCUCCUCUGAACAACUCUGGUGUCCAUCUUUCCUAGUCUCUUGGCAGAGUCUUUGGACUUAUUUUGUUAUCUACAUUUUGUUGCAGGGACUUCUUAAACAACCCUUCCCAAUUGUCUUGUAACUUCAUCAACUUCUGAGGUUGCCUGAUUAACUUGCACAGUACAACUGUUUAGAUUUCCUAGUGUUUUGUUUGUUUGGAGGCUUAAACCAGGACAGUCACUGAAGACCUCACGCUCCGACCCCCUGCAGAAACGCUUCCAACCGUCAGCGAGGCUGACACUGCCUUUUUUUCUUGCCCUGAACCCCCUCUCUCAUUUUCUCUCUCUUUCUCAGUCUUUAACACCUAGAAAGGGGGCGGUUCGGUGAAGCCCCCUUCACAGCGUGCACUUGAAAGACGAGCGGUCAUGAAAGAGGCCAUCGACUUUUUCGUGGACUUCAAAGUGGAGGCUUUUUUUAUCCCGUCUCCUCUCUGGGUUUCUGGACUGAGGUCUGCUGUUGGCCAGACCUGUGGGCUUUAGGGGGGCAUUCAGAAAGGGGUGGAGGGAGUGGGUGAGACAUCAGAGAGGAGGCUGAAUCAUCCAGGAUGAGGAUGGUAGUGUGUGUGUGCGUAGAAAAAAGUAGGAUGGAAGGGGGGUUGUUUGAGGAGCAGGAGGUGCUGGAGGACUGGAGCAUGGAACUGAAUUAAACUUUAAUGAGUGACAAUUGUAAGCAUGCUGAGAGUUAAGGGGGGCUAGAGGUGGGGGUGAGUAGCCAAGGCAGUACCAUGGUGAAAAAAAUUAAAAAUAAAAGAGCUUGAAGGAUCUUCUGCCGACCUUUACUCGCUGCUGUCAUCGUAUCAAAGCAGAGGUGACACCUUUCAGGUUUCUCUUUGUCUCUCUGACUGGGAGCCUAAAAUGGAGACAGAUCUGUUUGUAUUGAGCCACCUUCUGCUCCGUGUCAAGCAGAAAGCCUCUUCCUUCUCAGUCUAUGAGCAGAGAGGCAGCAGGGAGGGCUGAACACACCCCUCCAUGCUGCAGGUGAUUCCUUCGCCUUUUUAACUUGCGGCACCCCCUAGUGUCAUCUUCAGAAACUCUGAGACAGAAACCUGAGCAGCAUGUUGAUGGUAAAAUAGCAGAAAUUAAAUAUAAGGCACCCUUUCAGAAUAAAAAAAUAUAUAUUUUCUUUUAUUUUUGUUUUAACAAAAAGAAAACAACCAAAGAUGAAUGGGUAACUGCUGAAUCAUUUUAAGGGUUCCCCAUUAGAGCUGACCGUAGCACUCAGAGGAUUAAAAAUAGCACCGGAGGGAUUGCUGAGUCUUUAUGCUACAGAAAACAGUCUUAUGUAUAGCUGGAACUGAGAAACUGGCAUGAGGCCACGUCUUCAGAUGGAAGUCUUUUGGACUUUGGAAACCCCAGUGUGUCCGUGUCUGUCCCUGCCUUCCUGCCCUGUGUGUACACAAAGACUUUACCCAUCUACCUCAACUGUGUGAGUUGUUGUGUGGCAAAGAUAUUUCUUAACCAAAGAAUCCAUCCUGUCAGGGUGUCUGUCUGUCUAUCUGUCUAUCUAUCUAUCUAUCUAUCUAUCUUGUCUGUCCAUCCGUCUCUUCUUCAUGCCUUUUUUGCUCCAAACCAAAUGUGCUGGAAUCAAUCCGAGACAGGAGCCUGAAUGAGGCUUCCAUCCAGCCAAAGCUGAACUCCAGUACGCUAGAGUCCCAUUGAUCCAUGUUCUGUAUAUAUAUAUGAAAUCAUUCUCAAGACCAAAAAAGAAGGAGGUGACAAUCUAAGCAAGGAGGUUCUUGCUGUAAUCAACGUUGCCUAUUCCUUGUUUUCCAUAAACUAAAAUUAUCCCCCGAGAAUCAAGCCUUCAUCCUGAAAUAAGAAAAAGGAAAGGUCAAAGGAGACAGAAGCUAUUUUUCCACAUUUGUAAGCCACCCUCUCCCUUCCCCUGUUAUUUGCAAAUGUUUAGUGUAGUUGAAAUACUGUUCGAUCCCACUGUUGUAAGUAGGAAUUAAUGAAAUCCAUACAGAAAGCUUUAACUGAGGACAGGCUGAGGGAAAUGUUGGCGCUACCUCAGCUUGGACUCAUCGACCCACCAUGCUUUCCUGUGCCAUUCUUGUCCAUGUGUUAGACUUAACUAAUGAAUGUGGCUAACCAACCAAAGGCUUUAAAAAAAAAAAAGAUACACAACACUUUAAACAUCAAUCAUGGUGGGACGUUUUGUAUCAGCAACUAAAGAAAAAUCCCUUUGAAUACCUCAUGUGAAAAUUGUUUGUUGUGAUGUUGCACUAAAAAAUAAAAAUGACUCAUUU